AUGUCCUCGCCGUGUGCUCGCUGGAUCAGUGGUAGAAAACCUGUUGGCCAAACCUUGUUCAAACAGGGCAUGAGCAAUGACGGAGGACAUGGCGUGGAGCGUUUUCCUGCCCAAGAGGUGGCGUUCCUAGCUUACAAACCGUCGGGGACCGGCACUAUGAAUUUUAUCGGCGUGAUCCAGACUGCUGCCGACUAUCCCCAACGAUCCACUUUUUGCGGUUCCGCCAGUUUGGAGGUGGUAGUGGUCUGCUUGGACCGUUGUUUGAGAAAAGAUGUAGCAACAGCUCACGCAUUUGCUGGGUCAUUUCUUUCGGAAGCGGCUAUGCGAACUUAA
Messenger RNA from Opisthorchis viverrini, 333 nucleotides. RefSeq lists its product as hypothetical. The coding region runs from base 1 to 333 and encodes 110 amino acids. NCBI's taxonomy places the organism in Eukaryota, Metazoa, Platyhelminthes, Trematoda, Opisthorchiida, Opisthorchiidae. The record is from RefSeq and is a predicted model, not a curated record. The transcript is spliced from 3 exons.